UAAUAUUUGAUGCCCCUCCAUACUUCAACAUUAAGAAAACUGAUGUAAGAAAAUGAAGUGCUAGAAUUUCUCUUUAAGCUAUUUCCAAGAUAUUACUUAGACCGUGAUGGUUUGGGUUUUAUCAGGGCAUCUCUGAUAAGAUUGUAGCAGUAAGUUACUGAUGAUUGUGGACUCAGUUUUAAGAUAUCACUGUGAAGGAAGCACUACUGUGAUAGCAGCUAAGAGUGGUGUUAAACUUAUUAAAAUGAGAAAAUUCAAGGACUAGAGCUGGAAAAAAUGUACUAGAAAUUUAUAAGAGUAUUGAAUGGUGACCAAAUACUAAGUUUUACAGCAGCAUGAUUUGGCUUUAAGAAAAUAUGGAAGCCUUACCAUCAUCUAUGAAUUGGAGGCAAAAUUUUGAAAAUUUGUCCAUAUUAAAUAUCUCACUACAUAACUGUCCAAGGAAAUAAGCAGUUAUAUUUGUCCAAAGUGAAAAAAUAAUAAAUUUUAUACAUUCAAGUCAUAUCCUCAAGAAAAUUAUUGUCAGACUUCAGGAUGGAGAAGAUAACACUGGAUGUCCAUGAAAGCAGCCUCUUCAUACGACGCAAGAAAGCAGCAGCUCAAGGGCAAGAAAGAAAUAGCAAUACUUCCCUGCAUCACAGCACUUCCCAGCCACAACACCACACCGCUUCUUCCCACCAUAAUGCUCCGCAAACUCUUUCCCAACAUGCUUCUCUCUCCCACUACAAGAAUCCCCAUCCAGUUCCCCAAGCUCAUCCUUACUCCUAUGUCACUCCUGAAAUGCAUCCUCAACCACAAAAUGCUUCCUUCCACUACAUCACUCCCCAGUCUCUUCCACAACAUGAUGUUCCAUCCUUUGACACUACUCAGCAACUCCCACAGCCUCACACUGCAUCUUCUCUACAUUCACCCUUCCAACACAGCUCUACUCUUCAUCAUCCUAAUUCUUCCCAGAAAAUUCCCAUCCAGAGAACAUCUUCAACAAACCCAAAUCCUAGUCAUUCCCCAUCUCGACCUCAGCACCUCCCAUUGAAGAACAUUGCUACUCCUUAUCCUUCACAUCCAUUUCCAUUGCAUGUGAAUGAGUCACCUUAUGGUGUUCCAUUGAGAAGCUCAGGACCUCAAGCAAGUUAUCCUGAUGAUUUUACUAGGAGAUUUCCUCCUAAUCCCAAGGGCACUCCACCCCCCAAACCCCCAAGGCAGAUGGACUUACGACCUGUGAAUCACACAGGGGAUGUACACUUGAGAAAGGAGGUAAAGGAUAAGUACCUUGCAAAUUUAGACUACGAUCUGGCUGUAAAUGAUAGCCCACCAGACUUCAGUCCCCCACCAAUUGAUGCUAGAAAGGAAGAUAACCUGCACAGUAUGUCCCUUGACGCCAUGUCCUGCACCCGUUGUGGGGACGGGUUUGAGCCACAGGAGAAGAUUGUCAACUCUAAUGGGCAGCUGUGGCACACUCAGUGCUUUGUGUGUGCCCAGUGCUUUCGGCCAUUCCCCGAUGACAUUUUUUAUGAGUUUGAGGGAAGGAAGUAUUGUGAGCAUGAUUUCCAAGUGCUCUUUGCUCCAUGCUGCAACAAGUGUAAUGAAUUUAUCAUUGGGCGAGUGAUCAAGGCAAUGAGCAGCAACUGGCACCCACAUUGUUUCACCUGUGAACUGUGUCACAAGGAGCUGGCUGAUCUGGGAUUCAUCCGCAAUGCUGGCCGAGCUCUGUGCCACGAGUGCAAUGCUCGUGUCAAAGCUGAGUCCCAGGGGAAGUACAUGUGUCAUAAAUGCCAUUCCACAAUUGAUGGACAGCCUUUGAGAUGGAGGGGCGACACCUUCCACCCUUACCACUUCAACUGUGCUUCUUGUGGGAUAGAAUUGACUGCUGAUGCCAGAGAAGUCAAGAGCCGUCCAGGAUAUACUGCCAAUGAAAUGAAUGAGUUAUACUGUCUGCGAUGCCAUGAUAAGAUGGGCAUCCCAAUCUGUGGUGCAUGUCGCCGUCCGAUUGAAGAGCGAGUUGUCACUGCCCUUGGGAAACAUUGGCAUGUGGAGCACUUUGUGUGUGCCAAGUGUGAGAAGCCGUUUAUGGGAAACCGCCACUAUGAACGCAAGGGUCUGGCAUACUGUGAGACCCACUACCAUGAGCUGUUUGGAAACCUGUGCUUUGUCUGCAAUACUGUUAUUUAUGGUGAUGUGGUGACAGCCCUCAACAAGGCAUGGUGUCAGCAUCACUUUGCCUGUGCCACUUGUGACAUCAAGAUGACCCAGAAGACCAAAUUCUUUGAGUUUGAUCAAAAGCCAAUCUGUAAGAAAUGCUAUGAGAAGUUCCCUCAGGAGUUGAAGAAAAGACUAAAAAAGCAGCAUGACAUCCAAGCCCGAGGAGGAAAGCCUCUCCCUUAACUUCUCACUAUUACCAAUACAGUUUGGUGUCUACACCACCACCACCACUAACACAACCAAUCAUUAGAGGAGUGGUAAACACCUUGUGAGAGACAGGUAUGCUCUCAUUCUCAUCUAAUUUUGUCUGUUUCAAUAUGCAUGGUUUAGAGAUAGAUAUUUGAGACCACUAGUUUCAUCAAGUUUUAUUAUUUUCUUGUCUUGUGUUAGUAGUAUAUCUGCCAGAUUUUUCCGAGUCCAAAGUGGAUCAUUAUGGGAGUAGAAAAGAUUUUAUAUGUAUUUAUUUAUUCAUUUGUUUAUUUUUUGCAAGUAGAGUUUUCCUUUAUCAUCUAAGUUAAUCUAUGCAUUUGGUAAUAUCUGAUUGGUUGAACUGUGAAGUAAUACGUCUUUCCAGUGUCCAUAUUUUUUUUGCUGUUGCUAUACUUCAUAUAUUCUAUCUCAUGUAAUGCCAAAUCAGUCAUUCUCUAUGAAUCUCCUGAGUGUAACCAUACUUGUUGGAAUUCAUGCAUUGUUUUGCAUGCACUUGUAAUUAAGUUAUACUAUGAAUUAUCCACAGAAAGGAUGACUCUGCACAAUGGUAUUGAAAUGUAAUUUUUUUUUUCCAUGAUGAGAAAGUUUAUUCUCAUUAUGAAAUACCCACUUCAUUGACGUAACCCAGAUGUUGUUGGCUAUGUAAUGUUGGUAUUUUUUUUAAUUCAUGAAUAUUGUGAAAGACAGUAUCAGGAAAUAUCAAAGAUUACCAAUAUAUUUAGAUAUUUAUGAAGACUACUUGGUCUCUGUCAUAGAUCUCCGUAACUGCAGCAUAGUUAAAAUUGAUCAUAAUACAUAUAGGCUUUCAUGAUCAUGGUCUGAUAGGUAAUGUGCCAGUCAUGAUAUUGUGAAAUCCCUAUCAAGGAUUUGAUGCCUACUCGUAGCUGCCACUGCUCUAUAUGGUAACUUUUAGACUUUUUUUUUUUUUUUCCAGAACACAGUACAUCACAUCCAGUAUCUUAAUUUAAAGUAGUAAUGUAAUAUCUACAUGAUGUUAUUUUCUUCCUAUUCAUUGUUUAACUAAUGUAGUUUUGUAAUUCACUCAUGAUUGGACUCACAACCACCAUCCAUUACUCUCUCUGUGUGAGCUCAGAGCUCACUGUUAUGAAUCAUUAGAUAAGAUUUUGACUUCACAUAAGACACACCCUAUCUUCAUAUGAAGUUAGGGAACAGUAACUGUCCUGCUUGUCAGUAGAAAAACUGAAAGUACUUAUAAUGAAAUCAUGAGUUUGCACAACUGAUCUUCAAAAAUGUUUAAGUAAAUGCUAUUGAUUUCCAUGGAAACAGUAUGUUAUAAGAAUUAUUGAUGGACCAUCCUAAAGAACAAAUAUACUUAAUGCCUUGAAAA
Portunus trituberculatus (swimming crab) is the source of this 3757-nucleotide messenger RNA. It is a transcript of the gene stck, whose product is annotated as LIM and senescent cell antigen-like-containing domain protein 1. Gene Ontology annotation, cellular component: cytoplasm; cell-cell junction; focal adhesion. The coding region runs from base 535 to 2382 and encodes 615 amino acids. NCBI's taxonomy places the organism in Eukaryota, Metazoa, Arthropoda, Malacostraca, Decapoda, Portunidae. The transcript is spliced from 8 exons. The record is from RefSeq and is a predicted model, not a curated record. Gene Ontology annotation, biological process: cell-cell adhesion; cell-cell junction organization; positive regulation of integrin-mediated signaling pathway.